CGGCGGCGGCGGGAAGAUGGCGGAGUCCGGUGGCGGCGGUGGCGCCGGUGGCGGCGGCUUCGGCGCGGGCCCGGGGCCCGAGCGCCCAAGCAGCAUGGCUGACAAAAAUGGAGCUCUCAAGUGCACCUUCUCAGCGCCCAGCCAUAGCACCAGCCUCCUGCAGGGCCUGGCUGCCCUCCGUGCCCAGGGCCAGCUCCUGGACGUUGUACUCACCAUCAACAGAGAGACCUUCCAUGCACAUAAAGUGGUCCUGGCCGCCUGCAGCGACUACUUCAGGGCCAUGUUCACGGGUGGCAUGAGGGAGGCGAGCCAGGAUGUCAUCGAGCUGAAGGGUGUGUCAGCCCGUGGCCUGAGGCACAUCAUCGACUUUGCCUAUAGUGCCGAGGUGACGCUGGACCUGGACUGUGUGCAGGAUGUGCUGGGUGCGGCUGUGUUCCUGCAGAUGCUUCCUGUGGUGGAGCUGUGCGAGGAGUUCCUUAAGGCCGCCAUGAGCGUAGAGACCUGCCUGAACAUCGGCCACAUGGCCACCACCUUUAGCCUGGCCUCGCUCAAGGAGUCCGUGGAUGCCUUCACCUUUGAACACUUCCUGCAGAUCGCAGAAGAGGAGGACUUCCUGCACCUGCCGCUGGAGCGCCUCGUCUUUUUCCUGCAGAGCAAUCGGCUGCAGAGCUGUGCCGAGAUCGAUCUGUUCCGGGCCGCAGUCCGCUGGCUGCAGCACGACCCAUCCCGGCGGCCACGGGCCAGCCACGUGCUCUGCCACAUCCGCUUCCCGCUCAUGCGGUCGUCAGACUUGGUGGACAGCGUGCAGACGCUGGACAUCAUGGUGGAGGACGUGCUGUGCCGCCAGUACCUGCUGGAGGCCUUCAACUACCAGGUGCUGCCCUUCCGGCAGCACGAGAUGCAAUCCCCACGCACAGUCGUGCGCUCGGAUGUGCCCUCCCUGGUCGCCUUUGGUGGCACGCCCUAUACUGACAGCGACCGCUCUGUCAGUAGUAAGGUGUACCAGCUGCCUGAGCCGGGUGCCCGCCACUUCCGGGAGCUCACAGAGAUGGAGGUGGGCUGCAGCCACACGUGCGUGGCUGUGCUAGACAACUUUGUGUACGUGGCCGGGGGCCAGCACCUGCAGUACCGCAGUGGUGAGGGUGCUGUGGACGCCUGCUACCGCUAUGACCCCCACCUGAACCGCUGGCUGCGCCUGCAGGCCAUGCAGGAGAGCCGUAUCCAGUUCCAGUUGAACGUGCUGUGUGGCAUGGUGUAUGCCACGGGUGGCCGCAACCGGGCUGGCAGCCUGGCCUCAGUCGAGAGGUACUGCCCACGGCGCAAUGAGUGGGGCUACGCCUGCUCUCUGAAGCGCCGCACCUGGGGCCACGCGGGUGCCUCAGAGGGGGGCCGCCUCUACAUUUCAGGCGGCUAUGGCAUCUCUGUGGAAGACAAGAAGGCGCUGCACUGCUACGACCCUGCCGCUGACCAGUGGGAGUUUAAGGCACCCAUGAGCGAGCCCCGUGUACUUCACGCCAUGGUGGGUGCUGGCGGCCGCAUCUAUGCCCUGGGUGGCCGUAUGGACCACGUCGACCGCUGCUUUGACGUGCUGGCGGUGGAGUACUAUGUGCCCGAAACAGACCAGUGGACCAGUGUGAGCCCCAUGCGGGCUGGCCAGUCAGAGGCCGGCUGCUGCCUACUGGACAGGAAGAUCUACAUCGUGGGGGGCUACAACUGGCGCCUCAACAACGUGACGGGCAUUGUGCAAGUAUACAACACAGAGACGGACGAGUGGGAGCGUGACCUGCACUUCCCAGAGUCCUUUGCAGGCAUUGCCUGUGCCCCUGUCCUGCUGCCCCGGUCGGGGACCAGGAGGUAGCUCCUGGGACCCCUGGGGCCUGGCCCGGCCUCAUGCUAUCUCUGUGAGGGCUGUGUUGAGUGCACACUGGGGCCACAAACCACAGAACACCCCCUGUCCCGGUCCAUGGGCUGACAUCUUGGGGCCCAUUGUGUUGAUAAGGCCCCCUCCUGGGGUUUCUCCUUCCUUCCUAGAGCAGAUCCUGGCUUUGUGCCCUCUGAGGAAGCCUGCCAGUGGUGAGGCUGACAUGUCAUGGCAGCAGAUUCACAUCUAAGGAAAGGAGGUUUCCUCACCUGUCCCACAUCCCCGCUCAUGGAGGGAAUCGGGGUCUCCUUUGAGGUGUUGUGUGGCUUUGUCCCACUUCUUUCCUCCUCUAGCUCGGCAGUUUCAGACAUUUGGAUGUGAACUCAUGAACAUUGAUCCCCAAAUCCAUGGUUUGCACCCUGCCCCCUUCCCAAGUUUCUCAUGUCAUAUAUUUUUUACAAUAAACACCACCCCAAACUCUGUAACACAUGGACCUCUAGGAGCCCAUGAGUUGGCAGGGAAAAACCCAGCUCAGAGUUGACCUUGAGGGUGGGCAUGUUUCUGUCUCAAGUAAGCCUGGGCUGCUUGGGUGGGAGGGUGGGCUUGGAGGAGAGUCUUGCACUUGUUUUCACGCCUGUCCUGGGUCCUGUACCUGUGGUGUGUUCGGUUGUUCACUUCCAGAAGCCAGCUCUCAGAGAUGGUCCUUAAAGUUGGCCUUCCUUCCACCUGGCGCUGGGCGUCUCCUGGGGCCUUGAUGAGGAGCGAGCCGAGAUGCCCCCGUUCUCGUCCUCACCCCCUGGUUCAAGGGGCACACCUGCUUUAGAACUCACAGUGUGUCUGCUUUCCACAAGUCUAAUAAUUUCUUUUUCUCUCCCUUUUUCCAGCCAUCUACUCCUGCCUUGUCCCGUGUUCAGGUUGUCAUGCCACCAGGCCUGUGCCCAGUCAGCAAGGCAAGCUGGGUGGGUGGUGUGUCCUCUUCCUUUCAAGGGCUUUGUGGCAUCUCUGGCCACAUUUGUUUUGGUGUCAAACCUCUAAAGCUGGUUUUUGGUUUUUUUGGUUUUAUUUUGGUUCUGUUUUGCUUUUUUUUAAGACACCGGCAUUGCUGUCUUAUAAAUGGGAUUUGUACCCUUGGGGCAACUUAAAGUGUCUCUUCUGCUGCUAAUGGACGAUUGAUGUCGUGUCUCUGUGACCCACUCACCGUGUAAAGAAUUAACCUCAUAUCUUAGCAGAUGUCAUCUCCUAAUGUUUUCCUUCAUUUAAUAAAAAUGUUACGGUGAAAA
This is a messenger RNA of Canis lupus familiaris (dog), 3141 nucleotides long. It is a transcript of the gene KLHL26, whose product is annotated as kelch like family member 26. NCBI's taxonomy places the organism in Eukaryota, Metazoa, Chordata, Mammalia, Carnivora, Canidae. Gene Ontology annotation, molecular function: protein binding. The record is from RefSeq and is a predicted model, not a curated record.